This is a messenger RNA of Entrophospora sp. SA101, 2334 nucleotides long. NCBI's taxonomy places the organism in Eukaryota, Fungi, Glomeromycota, Glomeromycetes, Entrophosporales, Entrophosporaceae. The record is from the annotation of a GenBank genome assembly.
AUGCUUCGAGAAUUAAAUAAUAAAUUGAUUUCUCAACCGACAAUUAAUAACAUUCUGAAUAAUCCUGGCUGCUACUUAUUCAAGGAUAAAACAGGAGCAAUAAUUUAUGUUGGCAAAGCUCAAAAUCUGAAAAAGAGGGUUAGUAGUUAUUUUCCCAGUUCCCCCGACAAUUAUUUUCAUCAACAAAUUCAUAGUUUUAAUACUAUUAUUACUAAUAAUGUCAAAGAAGCCUUAAUUUUAGAACAAAACCUAAUUAAAAAGUAUCAGCCACGUUUUAAUGUUCUGCUAAAAGAUAACCAUUAUUAUCCUUAUUUGGAAAUUACCGGUGGGGAAAAUCCUCGUUAUAAAGUAGUGCGGAAAAUUAAUCUGACCAGUCCCAAUGAAUAUUGCGGUCCCUUUCCGGACGGUAGCAAAGCCCGGGAAAUUUUACAAUUAUUAGAAAGAUUAUUCCCGCUCGCUAAAUGUAAAGAAGUUCGGAAAUUCUUUCAUGGUCAAACCCAAGAAAUAAAGCAGAAAAUCAAAAACUCACUACGGAAAAAUAUUACUAAUUUAGCUUUUGAAAUCGCUCAUAAAGAAAAAAAAAUACUUGAUAAUAUUGACUUUUUUACUAGCCAACAAAAUAUUGAAUUUGGUAAAGAGGAAAAUUGUGAUUUUUUCGGUAUCUAUCAGCAAGAAAAGGUCAUGGCUUUUUAUCUCCUGAUUUACCGCUAUGGAAAAUUGGUGGCUACUGAUGAGGCAGCCUUUCCCAUUUGGGGCAACCAAGCCGAAAUUGUCGAAACUUAUCUGUACCAGUUUUACCAGAAUAAUUUACCACCGCAAAUACUUUAUAUUUCGCAAAAAUUACCAGGAAUUGAAUUAUUAGCAGAAGAGUUGGGGUUUGCUUGUAAAUCACCCCAACGAGGUCGCAAAAAAGAAGUAAUUAAUUUAGCCCAAACCAAUGCUCAGCAGUUUCAACAAGUCAAUAAAAGCCAAGCAUUGACGGAAAUAAGCCGGUUUUUAGCCAUUACCGCACCCAAUUAUUUGGAAUGUUUGGAUAUUUCUAACCUUUAUAAGCAGGAUAUAGUGGCGGGAUUUUUAACUUUUAUUAAUGGUGAAAAAAAUCUGCUGAAAAGCAAACUUUAUAAACUAGCAAAAACUGAGCAGGAAAGUGAUAUAGCAAGGAUAAAGACCGCUUGUCGCCUUCAUUACCAAAAAUAUUCACCUGAAAAAAUGCCCGAUUUAAUAAUAGUUGAUGGGGGAAAAGAACAAGUAAAAGCCGUUCAGCAAGUUUUACAAGAAUUAAAAUUAAAAGCCCCAGUAAUUGGACUAGUUAAGGACGAAAAUCACCGCACCGCCAAAAUAAUUACUAAUGAGUUAAAAGAAUUAGAUUUUGGGAAAAAUGAGAGAAUUAAGAAUUUUUUGACUAAUUGUCAAGAAGAAGUUCACCUUAACAACACUAAAAAUAAACUUAACAAGGCCGAAAAAUAUUUACUGGAAAAAUUAUUACAGGAGCAUCUAAAAUCACUCUCAACCGAAAAUUCCAAUUCAGAAGAGUUAACCGAAUUAAAAGAAAUUUUAACUGAAAAAUUAAAUAAAGUAGAGAUAGAAACUAUUUUAGUCAAACAAAAAGAACUAAGAGAACUAGAAAAACACCUAAAAAACUUGCAAGAAAGGAUAGAAAUUGAAGAGCCUUGCGAAAAACCAUUUAAAUCAAAUGUUAAAGGUUAUUGUGAACAGCACGGUUGCCAUGUAUGUGACUAUGUAAAUCUGAAAGGGAAAUACCAAAAUCCUCCGCGAGAUUUUAAACUUGAUUUUGGAACGAAAGAAGAAGUUUGCUCGUCAAAUUGUAAAAUAAAAGCCGAAAGCGAACAUUGUAAAGAAGAAAUCAAAAAACUGGAGGAAAAAAAGAAAAAAUUGCUUCAAGAGAUUGAGGACAAAAGCCAAGAACUAACUAGGGAAAUAAAAAGUGUUUUUGCUCCUUUCUAUGAGAAAAUUAAAGAGGCUAAAGAAAAAUUAUAUUACCUCAAAACAAAGACUGUUAAGAAAGAAUAUCAGUAUAAUGAUUACCAAUUCAUUAUUGUUUGUCGUUCGUCAAUUGCUUCUUCCAAAAAAUAUAAAGACAUUGAAGAACAAAAUCAAAAAAAUAAUAUCCCCGAAUGUAAAAAAUGUCAAUUACGACGAGAACAGCCGACUACUUUUCCAGCUGGUUACGAGGGUCCACCAGUUAAUAAUGACAAUAAUACGCCAUCCCAGGAUGGUUCUCCCACUCCUUCCGAUAAUUCUGGCAAUGCCCAGAUAAUUCCUCUAACCGCAAAUCUAAGGCUGAUACCACAACUAAUCAAUUUCAACCAAUAA